UAUAAUAAGAAACGAAUUGAAUCUUUCAUGAAUGAAAAGAAAGCAAGAAAAGCAUUUUCGUAGAAACUGAACGUAUUAUGAGAUCAGCUGACUUUAAUAGGAAAAUUAUUGAUUACUUCCUUUAUAAAAUCACUUUAGAAUGCUCUCAAAUUAAUCAUGUUCUUUCAUUUCAUUUUAUGUUUCUCUUUACAGAAGCACUUUUACAAUCAAGGCCGUUGCCGCAUGUACCAAAGGGAACUCUGGCUCCGACGGUCGAUUUAUUGUGCCAACCGGAAACUUCUGAACACAGUGGAACUUUAUUAUCGCAGGGAAGCAACAGUAGCAAUCAACAACAGACAAGCUUCGAGACAGCAAACCGUUGGACAUCCAAAGAGAAUUUAUUGACACCAGCACCUGAAGAUGACGACCCGCAAUUAUUUGUCGCACUUUAUGACUUCAAAGCUGGCGGCGAAAAUCAACUAAGUCUCAGAAAAGGCGAGCAAGUCAGAAUCUUAUCGUACAACAAGUCAGGCGAAUGGUGUGAAGCGCAUUCCGAUUCAGGUCAUGUCGGUUGGGUGCCAUCGAACUAUGUCACUCCAUUGAACUCCCUUGAAAAGCAUUCGUGGUAUCAUGGACCAAUCUCAAGAAAUGCUGCUGAAUAUCUUCUCAGUUCAGGAAUCAACGGCAGCUUCUUAGUUCGUGAAAGUGAAAGUUCACCAGGUCAACGUAGCAUCAGCUUACGUUAUGACGGUCGCGUUUAUCAUUAUCGCAUUCAAGAAGAUACUGAGGGAAAAGUUUACGUGACAGCUGAAUAUAAAUUCAACACUCUUGCCGAGCUCGUACAUCAUCAUAGUGUUCUUCAUGAAGGACAUGGACUGAUUACACCGCUGCUGUAUCCAGCACCGAAACAAAACAAACCAACUGUGUUCCCUUUGAGUCCCGAACCUGAUGAAUGGGAAAUUAGUCGAACUGAUAUUGUGAUGAAACAUAAACUUGGAGGUGGUCAAUAUGGCGAAGUUUACGAAGCAAUUUGGAAACGAUAUGGAAACACUGUCGCUGUGAAGACUUUGAAAGAAGAUACGAUGGCAUUAAAAGAUUUCCUUGAAGAAGCUGCAAUUAUGAAAGAAAUGAAGCAUCCAAAUCUUGUGCAAUUGAUUGGUGUUUGUACACGUGAACCUCCGUUCUAUAUCAUUACAGAAUUUAUGAGUCAUGGAAACCUUCUCGAUUUUCUACGUGCUGCUGGUCGUGAGACUCUUGACGCUGUUGCUCUUCUCUACAUGGCAACACAAAUUGCAUCGGGCAUGAGUUAUCUUGAGAAUCGAAAUUUUAUUCAUCGUGACUUGGCGGCAAGAAAUUGCCUUGUCGGUGAUAAUAAUCUUGUAAAAGUUGCUGACUUUGGACUUGCUCGAUUAAUGCGCGAUGAUACGUACACAGCUCAUGCUGGAGCGAAGUUUCCAAUCAAAUGGACAGCACCAGAAGGUCUCGCUUACAAUAAGUUCAGCACAAAGUCUGAUGUCUGGGCGUUUGGUGUUUUAUUGUGGGAAAUUGCAACGUAUGGAAUGUCACCUUAUCCUGGUAUUGAACUGACCGACGUUUUCCAUCGUCUUGAAUCGGGUUAUCGUAUGGAGCGUCCACCUGGUUGUCCACAUGAAGUUUAUGAUCUGAUGAGAAAAUGUUGGCAAUGGAGUGCUUCAGAUCGACCGACAUUUAAAUGCAUUCAUCAUGAUUUGGAACAUAUGUUUCAGGAAUCAUCAAUUAUCGAAGCGGUCGAAAAGCAACUCCAAGGGCAGUCAAGUGCUUCGUCACAACCCAGUUUAACUCCUCAAAUGGGGAAAAAGCCACAAAUGGGCACACAUAUUGCUCAACAGCACCAACAACAUCAACAACAAAUGGAACAACAAGCGAUUACUCCGUUGUCUGAUUCGUCGUCAAAACUCAGCACAUUCUCUUCAACUGGAAAGUCGGGAUCUGUUGUGCAAAUGAGAAGAACAACGAAUAAAAGAGGAAAAACAGCUCCAGCUCCACCAAAACGAACUAGUCUUCUCUCAUCAAGCCGCGACUCAACAUAUCGCGAUGAUGAUCCGCGUAACAUUGAGGAGCUUAACGGUAUGGGUAAAAUUGCUAAAUCAUCUUCUUGCAGUAGCUUCCUUAUCGAUAUUCUUUUUCGAGGAUUUUCUCGUGAAAUUGCGAAUCUUGCAUCACGGGCUGAUUCUGAGAAUGAGAAUCAAGAAGUGACACCUGACACUGAUGACAGUCAAGAACAUUUGACAUCAAAGCAUUCAAUGAUGCCACCUCAAGCUCCUCAGAAUUCAUUUAAACGAGCACCAGUAAUGGGUAAUCGUGGAUUGGAAACAAGAAAUAGCAAAAGAUCAGCACAAAGAAAGACGCCACUUGCUCCAAUUAACCAUUCAUCAUCGUCAUCACCACCGAUUCCAUCGCAACCAGUUGUUGGUGCACUUGAAGUUCAGAAUGUUAAAAGAGCGAUCAAUCGUUAUGGAACUUUACCGAAAGGAGCUCGAAUUGGCGCAUAUCUUGAGUCAUUACGACAAAAUGGAGAAAGUGGUUCACCACCAAACACUUCGCCACUCGCCCAAGUUCAACAACAAUCGAAUGGAAAUGGAAUUCAUUUACCUACACCCGAAGUUCCUUCCAAUCAACAUUCACCAAGAACACCUUUAAAGGUUCAACCACAAAUGAUUCGAAGUAAUUCGUCAGGUGGCGUCACAAUGACAAAUUCAGCAACUGCGAGUCUCACAAAACUUCAACGUCAUCGAACAACAACUGACGGUUCUAUGAUGACAACAUUCUCAAGUUUUCGUAGUGCUGGAAGCAACAACAGUCCAAAACGUGCAGCACAAGCACCAGCAUUAGCUGAUCUCGAAUUUCCACCACCACCUUUAGAUCUUCCGCCGCCACCAGAAGAAUUUGAAGGAAAUAACAACGCCAGUAACAACAACAAUCAUCAGUUCCAUCAUGACAUUCCACCGAAACAUGUUCAAAUAAAUAAUGACGUGUCGAAUACGGCACCGAGUGUUGAAGAGGCUAGCACGAGAUUUGGUGUGAGUUUAAGAAAGCGUGAACCAUCAACAGAUUCAUGCAGUUCUUUAGGAAGUCCUGGAAAUGAUCUUGUCGAGUCAUCAAACAAUAAAUCGCCAUACAGUGACGUGCCAAUCAGUGAAAUGACGGAAUGUUCAAUGAUAAAACCUGAAAAGCCAAUGAAACCCAACACACCAAAGCCAAACAUUCCCGUUGCUGCUGCUCCAUCAGAUGCAAAUGGAAUUCAACCAUUUAAAGCACAAUUGAAGAGAGUCGAACCGAAGAAAGUUAAUAAAGAACCACCAAAAGACGAAAUCACCACAAGUAUUAUCGAUUUUAAAUCGCGAUUACGUAAAGUUGAUGAUGGAGGAAACGAUGAGAUUAACAACAAAACUAACAUUAAAAGUGAUAACAAAAUAACUUCAACAACAACGAUAAGCGAUGUUAAACCAAAUAACAAUAACACGACAAUGAACGGUAGUAAAAAGACUGAAAUUAAAAUCGACAUUGUUGAUGAUACAAAGAAAAAGACGAAAGAAUCGUCGAAUGAGAAUAAAAGUGUAAGUGGUGGAGGUGAAAAUACUUUAAUUACUGAAGAUGACAAGAGAAAGAGUACGGGAAGUAUAAGUAGUUUGAAGAAGCUAUGGGAGGCGAAAGAACAUGCACCAACAGCAGAUCAAGUUGGUCAGUUGAGUCCAAAGAUGGGAAUGAAGAAGAAAGAUGAACACGAUGACAACCACAAUAAUAAUAACAAUAAUAAUAUUAACAACAGUAACAACACUUCACCAAGCAAUGGACACCAUGAGAAUUCAAGCAUGGAACCGCCUGUGGCUAAGAAGCCUGCUGUACCAGUAAAGCCAUCAAAGUUCACCAUUUAUGCAACACCAAUUCAACAACAAACUCCAAAAGUUAUUGAAAACAACAAUCAUGCGACGACAACAAAUUCAGCCGUUCCAGGAAGUCGCGAGAAUAUUCUUGAGAUGGUUCAGUUGGUUGAAUGUAAUUUAAAGAUUCCUGUUAAUUUAAUAACAGCAACUCAAUGGCUUCAAUUGAGUGAUAAGUUGAAUGUUAUUCAAACGUCGUGUGUCACUUAUGCUGACAAUGAAUCGAUGCCACUUCACUCAAAGUUUCAGUUUCGUGAACUUGUGACAAGAGUCGAGAACCAAUCGAAUUGUUUAAGAUCGGCUGGACAGAAAAACGUUCAAGAUAAUGAGAAACUUCUAGUCGAAGUUGGCCAAUCAUUGAAACAGUUGUCGAAUGCACUUCAUAGGUAAGAUCGCGGAUAGCCGCGGAACUCAAACGAUUCUUCUCUAUGGCUAUUUGAUAUGGUUCACAAUAUUCAAAUCUAUUUUUCUACAUUUAACCUUUACCAACAACUUAUCUAUCUUUAAAUGAAUCUACACAACAGCAUAAUUAAUAUUAAAAAGAUAUUUCUAGUGAUCGUCUUAUUAAAAUUAAUCAAUCAAAAAGAAACAUUCAUUGGAUCAAAAACAAUUUCUCAAUAACAAAAAACAAUUUAUCUCUUGAUGUUAAGAAUUAUUAAGGAAAGAAAAAGAAAACUUAGUUAGAGUAAUUAUUUUAAUUUCAUUCAAUGACAUUCAGAAUAGAAUUUCAAACAUAAAAAUUGAACAAAACUUUUAAAUUAAAAUAGUUACUCUAAUAAUUUUAAAUAUCUAAAGCUUUGAUGUUGUUUUUCCCCUUUUGACUUUAAUAUUUUUUACUGUUUUAACGCCUGCCAUAAACACUUCAUUGAAUUUGUUGAGCGAAUGACUUCUUCCUUUUAAAAUUUCGUUGUAAACUUCAAACGCCCAUAAAUUGGACAAAUUUUCCUUUUUUUACUUGUAAAGCUUUUAAUCAGAUUUGUGAUGCUUUUGAUGUGCGAACAUGUCAACAAAUGAGGGAAAUAAAAUCUUUCAUGCUUUAUGAUGGAGCUUUCAAACAUCAAAGCUUCCAUCAGUCUGAUUAUUCGCUUUAAGAUAUACAAAAAUAAAACAUUUUAAUCCCAAUUAAAUUGAUGUGUAGCUGAUGAUAAUUAAAAUGCUUAUGAAACAUUAAAAUGUGUGUAACGUAUGAUAAAUAAAAUUUCACAAUCAAAUUCCUUAAAUAUUUAUUCCAUUAAUAAAUGCUCAACAAUCGUGACAGCUUAUGACGAAAUAAUUAACAACUCAACUCUGCACUUUUUUUCGAUUUCGUUUUCAUCAUUUAACAAAUUAUUUUUCGCGUUCUUGUCGUUAAUUUCUCAUGCAAAUAAUAUCUUUUGUUCUUAAAGACAGUGAAUAAACAUGACAAUGGUGUUGAAACCAAUACAAUAAAUACACAAAAGUCACAGUUAUUACGACCCUCUAAAUUAAAUUUUCUUCCAUUCAAAACUCUUUUCAAAAAAUUGAUUUGUGUGAUUGGAAAAUAUUUACAAUUAUUUAUCAUCUCGUGCAAACAAUUAGCAUAAGUUGAGUUGAGCAAAUAAAAAUGAAGAAACUUCGGACUUCUUCGAAAAGCAAAGAAGAUGAAUAAAUUUAAAUUUAACAUUUUAAGAUGCUAGUCGAUAUGAAAAUUAUCAAAUGAAAAAUAAAUAAAUUCAAAUUCAACAAUCAUAUGUAAUUAAACACAAAAAAUAAUUUCUUCUGUUUAUAAUCACGAAAUAAGUUUGUAAUUUUAAGAUGUUUCAUAUCCAGACAUUCGAUAAGAUUGUAGAAAUGAUUCUUUCGUGAUUAAGAAAGGAUUGUGGUUCUUAGUCUUCAUCUCUUUGUAACUAAAUAAUUGUAACUUUAACUUUAACUUUAAUUCGUUCUUAAGAAAGACGAUUCUUUCCAUGUCUUAAUUCAUCAUAAUCAGGCACUGGAAUUUAGUACUCGAACUUUUAUUUUUCAUAAGUAAAAUUUAAUUGUAAUGAAAAUUGAUUUCAUCCAGUUCCUGAUUUCAAUCAAAUUCCAUUACAUCCAAUAACACUAACUUGAAUCCUUGCGGUUUUCCUAUCACAUCUUUUUUGUUUUAUUCUUCUCAAUUGCAAAACUGAUGCAUACUUACUCCCAAAGAUAUUUUAUAAUUUUACUUUAUAAAUUAAAGAACGAUAUGAAUGAGAACUGCAACGAUGACAUUUUAUUGAACUGCUGAACUAUUUAAAUAGAAUAUGAUAAGAAAAUUAAAGUCUCUUUGGAUUGCGCUUUGUUUUUAAGCGUAAACAUUAUGUCUUAGAAUUUAAGAAGUAAAUAAGCAAGAAAUUGAAUGAUAAAAAAAUAUUUAAUCAAACCCUUAUUAUGAUUAUGGAAAAUGCUGAAAAACAUAAAAUACAAGGAAAAUCUUCAUAAAAAAAAAUCACAAAAAACGUGAG
Clunio marinus is the source of this 6343-nucleotide messenger RNA. The record is from the annotation of a GenBank genome assembly. NCBI's taxonomy places the organism in Eukaryota, Metazoa, Arthropoda, Insecta, Diptera, Chironomidae.